Aspergillus campestris IBT 28561 is the source of this 957-nucleotide messenger RNA. RefSeq lists its product as uncharacterized. The transcript is spliced from 2 exons. The record is from RefSeq and is a predicted model, not a curated record. NCBI's taxonomy places the organism in Eukaryota, Fungi, Ascomycota, Eurotiomycetes, Eurotiales, Aspergillaceae. The coding region runs from base 251 to 628 and encodes 125 amino acids.
CUAGUUUCGCACGAUCUGGUUUCGGGGGAGAUUUGAAUAGAUUCAUCGAUCGACGUAAUUGAGAAUCAUCAUCCGACCGCUCACGUGGCUGCCUAACCGGGACCGAGAAGCGCCAAGUCGAACUUCUUCUCCUCUCUCUCUCGCUUUCUCGCUUUCUCCUUCUCACUCACACCCUUCCUCCCUCCACUCCACGCCGGAUUCAUAACAAAAUCCUCUAUCAUUAAGUCGACCCCGAAGAAGAACAGUCGCCAUGUCUAACAAUAAGCAGACAAGUCCACCCCCAGCUUACCCCCAACCCGCCUACGACGCCGGCCCCUACCAAGGCACUCCACCCCCUGGCCCUGGCGCCGCCAACGACUACUACAACCAAGGCGGCUACGGUCCUCCCCCGCAACAAGGCUACGGACCUCCUCCGCCCCAGAAUUACUACGGGUCGCCGCCGCCCCAGGGGGCUCCCCAGGGGGGCAUGUACUAUCAGCAGCAACCGGGGUAUCCGCAGCAGCAGCAGCAGCCGCAGCCGGGGUACUACGCCGAUGAUCGGGGCCGCGACGGCGGGUCCGGGGGCGGGAUCUGCGCGGGUAUCAUGGCUGCGUUGGCUUGUUGUUGUUGUUUGGAUAUUUUGUUCUAAGGGGGCUGUUGGUGGUUGGUUAUGUUAUAAUAAUAUCCUUCUGUCGUUGUGUCUGGGGGGUUGUUUCUCGUCGUCUGUCUUGUAAGACGGAGAUGGAUGGGGUAGAGAGAUGAGAUGGAUUGGGCGUUUUGCGUGGAGUAUGGGGUUCUUCCCUUCUUCUUUUGUUUUGUCUUCUACUUUUCUUCGUCUUCUUUAUUUUUAUUAAUGACCGAGUUGUAUUCAUUCGCAUUGGUAUCAUAUUGCAUUACAUCAUACAUCAUACCCAUCCAUAUCCAAGUCCGCGCAAAAAACAAACAAUCAAAAGAAAAAAAAAAGAAACAGAGAACAAG